Messenger RNA from Closterium sp. NIES-65, 1809 nucleotides. The record is from the annotation of a GenBank genome assembly. NCBI's taxonomy places the organism in Eukaryota, Viridiplantae, Streptophyta, Zygnematophyceae, Desmidiales, Closteriaceae.
AUGUACCCCCUCGAUUUCACCGAGAUUCAUGCGGUGGAAGUGGAAACCGACCUGUUCCAGAAGCCAUCUACACCGCCGCUUGAGGUACCGGCAUAUGAGAUCAACUCGCACUCUCGCCUGCGUCCGUUCCACGGGGGCCCUGCAGGCUUCCCUGCGUGGCUGAUGCAACGAGUUCACCCCUACAACUUCUUCAUCUCUUCCCAGGACAAUCACGAAGAGGCGGGCACUGCAGCCAAGGGAGGAGCACAUGGAGAGGCUUGUGAGGCGUCUCAAGACCCAAAACCUUCUCCUUCCCUCAGCCAAGGAAGGAGCACAUGGGCUCCACUAGUGGUGACUAGAGCUAGCCUUUCUGUCCUCCCUCUCUGCCUCCUCCCUCUCUGCCUCCUCCCUCUCUCCCUCCUCCUUCUCUCCCCCCUCCCUCUCUCCCUCCUCCUUCUCUCCCUCCCCCCUCUCUCCCUCCUCCCUCUCCGCAUUCCUUCUCUGCCUCCUCCCUCACUUCCUCCUCCUUCUCUCCCUUCCCUCUCUCCUUUGUCCCUCUCUCCCUCCUCCCUCUCUCCUUUGUCCCUCUCUCCCUCCUCCCUCUCUCCCUCCUCCCUCUCUCCCUCCUCCCUCCUCCCUCUCUCCCUCCUCCCUCUCUCCCUCCUCCCUCUCUCGUUUGUCCCUCUCUCCCUCCUCCCUCUCUCCUUUCUCCCUCUCUCCCUCCUCCCUCUCUCCUUUCUCCCUCUCUCCCUCCUCCAUCUCUCCUUCCUCCCAGAGCGCACUGAGCAACGUAACCCGGUGGCUGUUGGACGAGCUGCAGCUGACAGAGGAAGACUCUGUCAUUGUCAAGAGGGACAUAGAGGGGGCGGAGUGGGGCUGAAUGCGGUGAAUACGGAGAUUCGGGCUGUCCCCUUUCUUAUCUUACUCCUCCUUCCCCCCUCCUCACCCCCUGCACAACUGGCCCCCUGGAGUGGGAAGUGCUGCAUGAGUGGCCCCCGGCAAUAUCCCUGCUCUCCUCAUCCUCUCACAACUCAGUGGUGGGUGCAUACAGAUAUUGUGGCUUUCUCCUUACCCAUCCUACUCCUCCUUCCCCCUCACCCCCUCUUGCCCCCGAACCCCUCCUCAGAACACAAACACAGUGAACAUGACGCGGUGGCUGCUGGACGAGCUGCAAUUGACAGAGGAGGACUCGGUGGUGGUGAAGAUGGACAUAGAGGGGGCGGAGUGGGCUGCAUGAGUGUCACCCCUCAAUACCCCUCCUCCCCCCAUCACCCCCUCUUCCCCCCUCCUCAGAACACAGUGAACGUGACGCGAUGGCUGUUGGACGAGCUGCAGCUGACAGAGGAGGACUCGGUGGUGGUGAAGAUGGACAUAGAGGGGGCGGAUGAACGUGACGCGAUGGCUGUUGGACGAGCUGCAGCUGACAGAGGAGGACUCGGUGGUGGUGAAGAUGGACAUAGAUGGGGCGGAGUGGGCUGCAUGAGUGUCACCCCUCAAUACCCCUCCUCCCCCCAUCACCCCCCCUUCCCCCCUCCGCAGAACACAGUGAACGUGACGCGAUGGCUGAUGGACGAGCUGCAGCUGACAGAGGAGGACUCGGUGGUGGUGAAGAUGGACAUAGAGGGGGCGGAGUGGGCUGUGCUGCACGAGUGGCUGGCCAUCCCUCACAUGCCCGCCAUCGUGGACGAGCUCUUUGUGGAGGUGCACUACCACCACCCCUCCAUGGAGGGCCUCACGUGGACGGAUAGGUUCAACCACACGCUGGACGACACAACACAGCUGCUCACUGACCUGCGGAGAGCCGGGUUCUAUGUUCACCCAUGGCCGUAG